Molecule: messenger RNA, 6316 nt
Organism: Rhincodon typus (whale shark)
Lineage: Eukaryota; Metazoa; Chordata; Chondrichthyes; Orectolobiformes; Rhincodontidae
Gene: pdlim5a
Product: PDZ and LIM domain 5a
Exons: 13
Coding region: 205-2094 (629 amino acids)
Biological process (GO): muscle structure development; heart development; actin cytoskeleton organization
Cellular component (GO): filamentous actin; adherens junction; Z disc
Molecular function (GO): actin binding; muscle alpha-actinin binding
Source: RefSeq, a predicted model, not a curated record
GUAGAGGGAAAGGGUGUGGAAAUCCCCCUAUUCUCCUCCUCCUCUUCAUCGCCUGCUGUAAAUGCUAGCCAUGGAGACGGAAGAGAAAUAAGGAAGGAAGCGUUACGGGGAUAGAGAUUGGUGUACAGAAGUGCCAGGUCGUGGAGACUGUGUGCAUGAAAAGAGUUGGCUGAUAUAGACCCUGGUGUGUGAGAAAGCCAGAUCAUGAGUCACUACAUUGUCUGUUUGCAAGGCCCAGCCCCAUGGGGCUUCAGACUUCAGGGGGGAAAAGACUUCAACAUGCCCCUGACCAUCUCCAGGCUGUCGGAAGGUGGGAAAGCUGCCCAGGCAAGCAUCGAAGUCGGGGAUGUGGUUCUGUCCAUCGAUGGGGUCAGCACUGAUGGAAUGGUUCACCUAGCAGCUCAGAAUAAGAUCAAGGCAUGCACUGGAUCCUUGAAACUCAGCCUGCAGAGGGCCUCUCCUGCUCCAAAACCAACUGCAACAACAGUUCAGAAGGACGAGCCCCGGGAAAUAACACAUACUAUGCCUGUUGCAUCUGUUGCUCCUCUGGCGCCAAAGUUCCCAUCUGCAUCCAGCUCGGCCUACAAUAUGACGGCCCGUCCUUUUGGAGCCUCAGCGUCUCCAAAGGUCACGCCUACAUCUGCAUCACCCCAGCCUGCAGCCUUUUCCCCAGCUUCAUCACCCAUCACUCAGCCUCCGCCUCCAUCACUGGCAUCCACUCUCAAUAAUUCCGCUCCCCCACCAUCAGUGCCUGUUGCAUCUCCACAGCAAACGCAUGCCAGUUUCAAAGCUGGUGUCAAUGGGCACACGCCACCGGUCACCACUGCUAAACCGAAAAUAACCUCAUCCAUUAAUGUCCCACGGCAGUCCAAGGCGUACAACACGCCCAUAAACCUUUACUCCUCUGACACUGCCCAUGAGGUGGCAGAGGGACAGAAGAGAGGACUGAGAGAGGGGCAGAGCGAUGUCAAGCAGCAGAAUGGCUCCCCCCGACAGUACAUGGCCAGUGUCCAACCUGACGUGCAUUAUCACCAUAACCUUAGUGAUCAGAGCAAGAAACGUUUGAUGCAAGACACUGAAGAUUGGCAGCCAAAGACUGGCACUGCUCAGUCACGCUCCUUCUGCAUCCUUGCCCAGAUGACUGGCACUGAGCAUAUGGGUGAGACAACUCCAGCAAAUGAGACUAACAAGAAGGCGAGUGGCGAUGCUGUGGAUGUUCCUCAGCCCAUUGGCCCCGCUACUGCAUCUGUCAAGCCCAUGUCUAAGAUGCCUGGUGGGGUCUGUCACACCCCACCCACUGCUGCUGUAUCCAGCCCAACCUUCAAGCCUCGUGGAGUUGCUGAACCUACCAAACCAACAGGCUGGCAAGCUACCAACUCAGCAGCCAACAGCUCCCCCAAGACCGUACUCCCCACUGCCCAGGUAUCACCGGCAGGUCCAUCUGGCUGGGGUUCCAACUCGAAGGCAGCCAGCGUCGUGAUAAGCGAGCCAGAGCCGCAGGAUGAUAACACACUGGUUCAGAUGGCCGAGCAUAUCCCAGCUGGCAACAGGACGCCCAUGUGUGCUCACUGCAAUUCCAUAAUCAGAGGUCCUUUCCUUGUGGCAAUGGGUCGUUCCUGGCACCCUGAAGAGUUUACAUGUGCCUAUUGUAGUCUAUCCCUUGCCCACAUUGGCUUUGUGGAAGAGAAAGGGUCUGUGUAUUGUGAGAAGUGCUACGAGCAAUUCUUUGCCCCUGAAUGUGCCCGAUGCCAGAGGAAGAUCCUGGGGGAAAUUAUUAAUGCCUUGAAGCAGACUUGGCAUGUUAACUGCUUUGUGUGCGUGGCUUGCAAGCAACCUAUUCGCAACAAUAUUUUCCAUAUGGAGGAUGGUGAUCCUUACUGUGAAAAAGAUUAUUAUAAUUUAUUUGGCACUACUUGCCAUGGUUGUGACUUCCCUAUAGAGGCUGGAGAUAAAUUCCUUCAAGCACUGGGCCACACUUGGCAUGAUACCUGCUUUGUCUGUGCAGUGUGUUGUACGAAUUUGGAAGGCCAAACCUUCUUCUCAAAGAAAGACAAGCUCCUAUGCAAGAAGCAUGCUCACACAGUGAACAUGUAAAACUCAUCAAUGAGCUGUGAGAAAGAUGAUGAUCGAAGAUAACAUUUGGAGGGAUGGAAUAGAAAUGAAUAUUUUGCUUUUUUUUCUUUGUUGCUGUGAAAGACAUCCAAACCAUAACUUAGUCACUGGGGUUUGAAGGGGGAAGGGGUUGGUGUGAGGUGUUUGAAUCUAUUUUGGUUUUGGGCUCUUUUUAGAUCUUUAAUUCCAAAUACAUGGGUCGUUGGUAGCCAGUGUCAUGGCUGCAUUUCACUGGCUGAAGAACUGCAUUCAAAUAGCUAUCUUGAAUCUUUUAAUGACCUGUUGCAUAACAUUUAUUUAGGUAUGCCUUCAAACAUAGAUCCUGCCUUUUUCUUCCAAACUUUGCAUAAAUGAUCCCUGUUGCUGUAAAGGCUUUAUGUAAUAGUGUAGACAUUCAGUUAAAAUGAUCAUAAUAAGUGUUUACUAGGACACUUUUCCAAACUUAUUAUCAGCCUAAUUUGUUUAGAAUCACAUUAAGUCACUGUCUAUUUUGAAAUAUUGCCAUUUCUGGAUUCAGAAUUAACUUGGUCCCUUUUGUGCAUUGAAGAGCAUUUCCACAAUUAAGCUCCUUACAACCAUCAACUUAUUUGGGAAGAAAUUAAUUCAUGAGACAGCAAACAUUGCCUAUGGAUUUGUGAAUAAGUUGGCUGGAAUUUGACGGAUGCCUGUGAAGGGAAAUAGUGUUUUAUUUACGCAAAGGUGAUGGACUGGUCAGUCUUGUUGAUGUUGAUCUCGGUUGGAAUAUGCAUAGUGUAAGAGACAUGUACCAGCAGCUUCAAGGAUUUCAAAUCAUUGUGAUGUGUUUCUUGUGAAACAUCUUUAACCACUGUUUAAUGGUUAAAUUAAAUGCCACCCUAUUGUGAAAAUCAUGGUUGAAGUUGGGAAUAACGAAGCCACCAAGCUCUGGGAAUCCUGGAAUUGUCCAAUUUUAUUAAACUAGAAGAGUGUGGUGUGAAAUUUAAUGCUACAAAUUAACUGGUAAUUACUUUCCUGGAUCUGCUGGGCUAUGUUUAAAGUUAGUGUAGUGUGUCUUAAAUUUGCAUCUCAUCUGACUGGCAGACUAACUGGGGACUGGUGAAGCGGCAUUCUGAUGGUGUUGAAAUCAAUUUUGAGAACCAGAACAGGAAGGACUUUGGGUGGUAGGAAAUCUCUCACUGUCACAAUGUAGAGAAGGGGGGAUUCUAGACUUCAUAAGCGUCCUUUGCCAUUUAUUAUGACUGGACAGCUGAAUGGUGAUCUGACCACAAGGUCAAUUUGGAUCAGGCACCUUUGUGGAGAACCAGGAAUUAUCUCAAGUUGAGCUUUUUUUUGUUAAAAGGAAAGUAAGGAUCUACCAACUUCAUCUCUGCAAUGUACCGCAACCCAUGGUAUGAACAAAGGAGUUACUUGUUACAGGGUACUGGAGCUUGGUUUUUAACUGCCUAACUCAUAUUGCAUUAUUUAUAUUGUCUGAAGCUGUUUAGAUAGGGGGAUUUAUAAUGCAUCUUGAGAUGAUCAAGUGUUUAUAGCUAGAUUAUUCCUGCUCCCCCUUCUUACAUUAUUGAUCAAAGAGAUUGGGAGGGGUGGUUGAUCUAACUAGUGUGAUGGUCAUCAGUGUUUGUGGAUUUCCACCUGUUUAAUUGUGCCAAGCCUUGGGUUAAUGAAUGGGUGGUUUUACUUCUUGUACCCUGAUAUAAAGUUAAAUGGUCCUGUUGUACUGGUCUAAUGCUGUGUACAUGAAUGAGUGUGCAGGACUGGUGAGGGGAGUGCAGGUGUUGGAGAGGAAUUUCACAUGCAUUCCUUUGACCCUCAGCCAAUACUUGGCUUUGCAAGCCUAUAAAGGAGUUGCAAUGCCAUUGUACCGAAUGAACUUAAAGUCAAAGAGCUGAGAAAUGUGUCAGGUCUAUGAAAGCGUGAAAGCCCAAGACAAUUUGUGUAUAAAGAACAUUUCUUGUUGACAGAAAGUUUCACAGUUGCCCUCGGGAGUUAAAGUAUUUGCUGCUCUCCCGUUCCAUGUGUAAUAGGGCAAGAUAUCCUGGGUGGCAAGGGGAGAGCUGUACCUAUUUGUUAAUUUAGUGUGAGACCAUCAUUCUUACUUCAGUAUGUUCCAUGUUUUAAGUUAACAUAUAGCUCAUGUGUUUAGGUCAGUUAAAAGUUUCACCUGUCAAAGCUAGUCUCACAAGCAAAGGUGCGCAUCAUUUUAGUGUGAUAAUGUUCAUAGACAAACAUAGCUUCUCAUAUGUUUUAUCUUUUAAGAUAGGAUCCACAGAUUAAAUUUUCUUUAGACAGUUCAUAGCACGAUCAUUAGUUUUGUAAACUCAAGAACAGGGAGCAGUCCCAUUACAAUCCAUUAUAAUUGGAUUAAAGGGCAAAUUGGCCAGAAAAUUCAUUUGUUUGGCCCACUCUGACUGCUUUUAUGCAAUAGAAUAACACACAUCUGGCCUUGUCUGUGGUCUCUGGGAUGUAUCUUUCAUAAGAAUGUACAAUUAGGUAAUGUGAUAACCAAGCAGCCCGAUUACCUACAGAAAAGAACUAAAGGGCUAAGUUUAAAACCAUCUAACACUUUGAUACAGUAUUACAUUUGUCUAUAGUUCUUAGGGUGAGAGGUCUUAUGUGGUAUCUUCAGAUGGACGAGUCUGUUGUGUGCUGGAGGUGAGUCACAGGCGAAGUAGUCAACAACGCAAGAUGAUCAUCCAAUAUUGAGUUUCUCCAUCAUUUCAAGUGACAAUGUGCCACUAUAAUAACUAAAUGCAAUGUUGCUAAUUCCUCUCAUUCUCAACUGUUGGACCUUUUGUUUCUUAAGGAUGAACUGAAAUUCUCAAAAUUGUGCUGAGCUUUUGCAGAAGUAAUUGUCACUCAGGCAAUUUUUUUUGAUUUUUAAAGGUUGAAAUGUAUUUUCUUGACUAUAUUGAAAUAUGGUGCCAGGUGUGGAAGCGAAUAAAAGUGGGUUGUUCCUGUUUACGCACGCUGAGGAUCUGAAUGAAUGUGUGUCAAUUAUCUAUCUGCAUCAGUUCCCUUUAAUGCUACAGGUGCUUGUCUACAAAAGAGAGAGGAAUCAAAGAGUAUACACCUGGCAUGAAUUGCAUGAGAGAAAAAUGUAGUCAUUGUUGAAAAAUUAACUUGUGAUUUUAAAAAAACAAGCUUUUUCUGUCAGCACAUUUUAAGAGUAAGUUAGAAUGAGAGCAUCCUGUGCCAAAAUACAUGCUUACUCUCAUUCACCUAAAAGCCAUAGUAAAGGAGGAUCCAGAGUUGUGUCGGAAGGAAGAUGUGGAGAGUUGAUAUUUUGACAUGUGUUUAGCUCUUCAUUUCUACCCUCCCCACCCGACUCUAUCACUAGCCCCAUACAUUUGUUAUGUAAUUCAUAACAGAUGUUACUAUGGUCAAAACUCACUCGACACCAGGUUAUAGUCCAACAGGUUUAUUUGAAAUCACAAGCUUUCGAAGCGCUGCUCCUUUGCCUGAUGAAGGGGCAGCGGUCUGAAAGCUUGCAAUUUCAAAUAAACUUUUUGGACUAUAACCCUGGUGUCAUGUGAUUUUUGACCUUGUCCACCCCAGUCCAACACUAGCACCUCCACAUCACUGAUGUUACUAUAGCAAUUAACUUGACUUGCCAUCAGUUCAUUUCAGCCUGCUCUCUGCAACACAUAUUUGUCUGUGAACUAAUUUGGAUUUGUGCAGUACCAAGUGCACUUCGAGGAAAUGCUUAACAUUUUGUGCUGAAUCUCAGUCGCUUGUUUGAACGGGUACAUUGUGGUUAUGUGUUGACUUAUUUAGCAAACAAACCAAAGCCUUUUUAAUAUUACCCGAAACAGGAUGAUGUGAGCGUUCACCCUCUCAUCGUUCUGGAGCAGAUUGUAUGAAAUAUUCUUGACGUACUUGAGAAACAUUUCAGAUGGUCAAUCUACCUGUGUUUGCUCCACUUCCAACUGGAUUUAGAAUUGAUUUUCAAAAGGCCUUGAGAUGUUGAAAGCUGAAAAUUAAAAUCACUGAAACAACAUAAGGAAAUCUACCUGGAUUUAAAAUAUUUUAAAGAGUUGUAUGAGAGUUUGCUUUUAUAUUUAUGCAUGCCUCAUUUAUGAAUAUAUGCAAUGAGAAUACUUUUGAACUGAAAUGCUUAAUUGCCAAUGUGCUUCCACUCAAUCACUAGUUUGACUGUAUCAGAAGUAUAAUAACAUGAUUUGCUUCCCUAUAUGCACAUUAAUAAAUUUUUAUUUCACAUUCUUUA